Messenger RNA from Nymphaea colorata (pocket water lily), 5558 nucleotides. RefSeq names its product protein transport protein SEC16A homolog. NCBI's taxonomy places the organism in Eukaryota, Viridiplantae, Streptophyta, Magnoliopsida, Nymphaeales, Nymphaeaceae. Gene Ontology annotation, cellular component: ER to Golgi transport vesicle membrane; endoplasmic reticulum exit site. The transcript has 14 exons. The record is from RefSeq and is a predicted model, not a curated record. Bases 523 to 5031 code for a protein of 1502 amino acids. Gene Ontology annotation, biological process: autophagy; COPII vesicle coat assembly; Golgi organization.
CAAUGUGCGCGUGUAACAAAAACAAAGAAAAAAUAUUGAGGGCAACACGAAGGCCGUUUGGUCGUGACUGGUGAAAUGUCGGCAGGGAAACAAAAUCCCCACCUCUCUCUCUCUCUCGCUGUAGGCUUCUUUUCAGUUUUCCUCUUUAGAAGCCACUUCUAAUCUAGGUCCUCGUGGGUGACGAAAGUUUAGGUCAGAACCGUGGUUUUGAGAUCUGGAUCUGCAUUUUUGAUGGAUUUGUGAUGCGGGCUUUGGAGAUUCGUGAUUUUCCUUCUUUCUGAUGCGCUGGAUGAGGAUGGUGGUCCGAGAUUUGUCCGUCGUAUUUGCUCGUGUCCUUUGAUUGGGGUUUUUAGGUGCAACUGCUCUCGCUUGAUGGGAUCGAGGACGACUAAGGUCUUGGUUGCUGUUAAUUUUGUUAGUCAGGGCAGAUUCCAGUGAGGACCAUUCGAAUUAUCGUUCGUGAGGAAUUUGGGUGUUUCGAUCUGAGAGUUUGAGGCUUUCUUUCUGUUUUCUGUUCCAUCAAUGGCGACUUCUCCAUUUCUUAUGGAGGAUCAGACGGAUGAGGAUUUCUUUGACAAGCUUGUGGAUGACGAGUUCCGGAUCGAUGGUUCUUCUGCAGCUGAGUUACACGAGGGUAAUGAUUCCGAUGGGAUCAACGAUGUGCCCCCUGUUGACACUUCUAUAGCGAACCUUUCCUUGAGUGAACCGGAGAACCGUGCAGAAGUUCAGGGGCACGAGGCUGUUGUAGAAAAACCUGGCGUCAGUAGCUCGACCGAAUUCAAAACAGAGAGACUAAAUCAGGUUGCAGAAGAGAGUAGUUCCGAUGUGCUUGCUGAGUCCGAGGAGCCUGUCAUACCAGCAGAGUUGGUUGCACAUGGUGCCGGCGCCGAUGCCCAUCUCAGCAAUUCAGAGUCAGAUUUUCCGUCUGUUGAGGGUUCUAAACAGACUCGGACAAGCGUGAAGGAGGUGCAGUGGAGUAGUUUUCAUACAGAUAUGGGGGAUAAUGAUUUUGGUGGUUUUGGUUCUCACUCAGAUUUCUUUGCUGAAUUGGAUGAAAAUACAUCUAGACAGACGGGAGAGGAGCAUGGCACCACAUUCCUAUCAACAUCUUUGCAAUCUCAAUCGCAAAAUCAAGCUGGUUUUGUUCAAGGGAGAACACAACAAACUGAUGCAAUCAGUGCUGGCCUGCGGUCAUCUGCAUCUUCCGUCUUUGAUACUUCUUCUGUUCUCGAUCCCCAGAAGGAGGUCGUUGCGAAGGACUCAAAUGGUUGGGCUGCAAACAUCGAAUCAGAAGCUCAUGCUCACAGCACAGAGGAUGCCACAUCAUACGAGCAGCUUCAAUAUAGUCCUGAGUAUUGGGAAAGCCUCUACCCUGGAUGGAGGUAUGACCACAAUACAGGGGAAUGGCACCAGAUAGAUGGUUAUAAUGCUGCUGCUUCUAGCUCCAAUGCUACUGUUGCAAGUGCCAUGGAGAUUUCUCAAGAAAAUGGGCUUCCAGGAGCUUCUGUGAGUAAUGUAUUGACAGAUCACGGGUCAGAAAUUUCUCAUUUGCAGCAAAAUUCACAGCCUGUUGUGGAAACUGUGGGCGAUGAGUGGAAGACUUUGAGUGCUUCUAGCUGGAAUGAAACUUCUCAUGAUAAUUUUGGAUACCCUUCUCACAUGUAUUUUCAUCCUGAUUAUCCAGGUUGGUACUAUGACUGCAACACUCAAACGUGGCAUCAACUGGAUGCACAAGUCAAUCAGUCUGGGCAGAUGGUUGGUAGUAACUUUGAGCAAACAUACAGCCAGCAAAGUCAGAACGAUGCUGAUUCUUCUGCCCCCUUGGAACAUAGUACUUCUACGAUUCCAUCUAAUAAACCAGGCCAGGUAGAAGAACACUUCAAACAAGAACAAGCAAGUGAUUGGCACCCGACUGUCAGCAGCUAUGUUCAUAACGACCAAGCACUGGGUUCUCACCAGCAAGUGUAUUCCCAGUGGGGUUCUGUUGGCGAUGCUCCUGAGUACAUUUCUGCUUAUAACCAAACCAAUGGACAGACAUUUUCUCAGGGGAAUAUGAAUCAAUCAGCAAGGAAUAUGAGAUAUCACAUGGAUCGACAGAUCAGUCAUGAGACACCAGAAGCUGUCUCCACUUACUGGCAAGCAACUAAUAGCUAUGAAAGUGAGAUUGGUGGAUCAAGGAGCCAAAACUUUUCCUUUCCUGGCAGAACGUAUGGUUUUGAUCAGUCCAGUGUUAUGCAGGGCAAGCAGAGCGACUACGGCUAUAGCUCUUACAGGGAUCAGCAACCAUCAAAUUAUCUCCAGGCAGGAGACUUCUCUCACUCAUCUGUAUCUCGUGGUUCUGCUGUGGAGAGAACAUCGGCUGGCCGUCCUCUGCAUGCUUUAGUAACAUUUGGAUUUGGUGGUAGAAUUGUCGUCAUGAAAGUAAAUGAUCCUUUCAGCAGAAAUUCAGCACUUGAGAACCAGGAUCCAGCAGGUGGCAUGAUUUCACUCCAUAAUAUGAUGGAGAUUGUGAAAGAUAAAUCUGGUGAUGAAAGCUAUAAAAGCAGUGCAUGCGAUUAUUUUCAUACUUUAUGUCAGCAAUCUUUCCCUGGCCCACUUGUUGGCGGAAAUGUUGCUAACAAGGAUGUUCUUAAAUGGGUUGAUGAAAGAAUUGCCACUUGUGAAUCUUCUAAUGUUGACUAUAGAAGGGGGGAGUCAUUGCGCUUGCUAUUCUCAUUGCUAAAAAUUUCCUGUCAGCAUUAUGGAAAACUGCGUUCUCCUUUUGGUGUUGAAGCAACAUUGCAGGAAAAUGAUGGACCUGAAUCUGCCGUAACUAAGCUUUUUGCAUCCGCUAGAAGGAAUGGUACACAGUUAACUGAGUAUGGUGCUUGUACACGAUGUCUGCAAGCUGUGCCUUCCGAAGUACAGAUGCGGUCUACUGCGAUUGAAAUGCAGAAACUUCUUGUUUCUGGUCGUCGAUUAGAAGCUCUUCGAUGUGCACAAGAAGGUCAAUUAUGGGGUCCUGCUCUGGUUCUUGCUGGGACGCUUGGUGAGAAGUUUUAUGUAGACACUGUAAAGCAAAUGGCACAUCACCAGUUUAUGUUUGGGUCGCCUUUGCGAACACUUUGUUUGCUUAUAGCUGGACAACUGGCCGAUGUAUUUUCUUCUGAAAGCACAAUAAGUCCUAGACAAUCUGGGGCACUUGGUGUUUAUCAGGCUCCAGCUCAGACUUCUGCAAGUAGCGUGCUUGAUGAUUGGGAAGAGAAUUUGGCUAUUGUAAUUGCAAAUAGAACGAAGGAUGAUGAGCUUAUGAUCAUUCAUCUUGGUGAUUGCCUUUGGAGGGAGACAGGCGAGGUUUCUGCUGCUCAUGCCUGCUACUUGAUCGCUGAGACAAACUUUGAGGCAUUUUCAGACACUACUAGGCUGUGCCUAGUUGGUGCAGAUCACUGGAACUCACCACGGACAUAUGCUAGUCCCAAUGCUAUUCAGAGGACAGAGUUGUAUGAAUAUGCGAAGGUUCUGGGCAACUCUCAGUUUGUCUUGCAACCAUUCCAACCAUAUAAAGUUGUGUAUGCACACAUGCUGGCUGAGGUGGGAAAGGUCUCAGAAUCUUUGAGGUAUUGUCAAGCUAUACUCAAGGUAUUGAAGAAUGCUGGUCGUGCGUCUGAGGUUGAAUCAUGGAAGCUUAUGACAUCUUCCUUAGAGGAGCGGCUUCGCACACAUCAGCAGGGGGGAUAUGCCUCAAAUUUGGCUCCUGCUAAGUUGAUGGGAAAGGUUCUAACCAGCAUUGAUCGAUCUAUUCACCGCAUUAUUGGUGCCCCACUGCCACCACUGCCUCCAGCAGGCCAAACUAAUGCCCAUAAUGUUGACACUGAUGACCAGCCUGGAGUUGCCAAGUUGUCAACUGGACCGCCCAGGACAAGUGUUGCAACGCUGAUGCCAUCAGCAUCAAUGGAGCCUAUUAGUGAAUGGGCGGGUGAUAACAGUAGAGUGUCAAAGCACACAAGAAGUAUUUCUGAGCCAGAUUUUGGAAGAAGCCCAAGACAGGGUCAGAAUGCAGAAGUAUCCCCAUCCGAUGCACAAGGCAAAGCAUCAAACUCUGCUGGUGCGACUCGUUUUGGCCGCUUUGGUUCACAGCUUCUGCAGAAGGCUGUGGGCUUCGUCUCAAGAUCUCGUCAGGCUAAGCUAGGAGAGAAGAACAAAUUCUAUUAUGACGAGAAGCUCAAGAGAUGGGUGGAAGAAGGUGUUGAUCCACAAGCUGAGGCUGCUGAACUGGCACCACCCCCAACUUCUGCUGCAUUUCAGACCGCUGCACUUCAGGCUGAUUCAUCAAGUCACAGCAUGAACAGCACCGUUGCAAGUCAAAACGCUUUGCCUAAUGGUGUACUAGAAGCCAAAAGCACCUUUUCCUCUGACUACAAUUCUGGCAUUCCACCAAUUCCACCUACCACAAACCAGUUCUCAGCACGUGGGCGGCUUGGUGUUCGCUCUAGGUAUGUGGACACAUUCAACAAGGGUGGAGGGGCAGCUCCUCCCAGCACCUUUCAGACACCUGCUCUUCCUUCUGCAAAGCCUGGUGGUACGGCAGCCAAAUUUUUUAUCCCCACUCCCACAUCAGCUGAAGUUAAUCUGGAUCAGGCUGCAGAAGCGGCUGCAAUUGAAACCAGCCCAGGACCUGCUUCUAAUGAUAUUCCUGUAUCAUCGUUGUCAUCAUCAUCUCCACCACCACCACCACCAUCUGGUAUGUCGUCAGCAUCAUCGUCCAUGCACAGAUUUCCAAGCAUGGAUAACAUCACCCCGGUUAGCAGGGGAAAGGGGGGCCUAGCAAAUGGAUCGGCCUUUCUAUCUUCUCGUUCUCGUGCUGCUUCAUGGAGUGGUGGUUUUCUAGAAAGUACUAAAUUUGAUGAUACAAGACCACUGUCCGAGACAUUGGCCAGUCCAUCCUUGCUCGCAGGAUCUCCUCCUGGCCACUUUGUGCCGGUCCCCAGCCGAAUGAGCAUGUCACCAAAUGCCAGCAGUUUUGGGGAUGACCUACAGGAAGUUGAGCUCUGAUGAAUGCUUGCUUGAUACAACUCAUUGUUUUCUUCAGCAGGCAUGCGAAAGCGCUUGGCGCAGAAGGGGUUUUCGAUCUUCCGCAGAAAGCAAGGUGAAACAUCUUAUCGUCUAUUAGCUGGUUUUCAUUUUCUGUGGCUCUGGUGUUUUGCCCUGCAUGUAGUGCCUUCUGCCUGCUUCUCUCUCUCUCGCUGUGGGAGAACCUCAUUAGCGAGAAAACCUUGGUCGGUGGCUUUCUUUAAUCGGAUCAGAUAGGGACCGACCUUUGUACAGCCAAUUUGUUGAUUUAUUGGAGACUGAAAUUGGAAAGAUGUUUUUAAGGUCAGGGAGUUUCUACCCGCAAGAAGGGUAACAUAGGAAAUUGAGAAUUGGAAAUUUUGUAAUCUCUCAUAUAUCUUCCACUCGGCAUGUACGGUGGUCGAUUGAGCAGUGGCAUAAUGAUCGGCAUAAUGAUCUGAAGUACCUGUUUUUGGAAGUUGGUGACAUUGACAGAUGCAUCUAUAAGAACCACAAUUUUAUUAUAUGAA